Molecule: messenger RNA, 8415 nt
Organism: Pantherophis guttatus
Lineage: Eukaryota; Metazoa; Chordata; Lepidosauria; Squamata; Colubridae
Gene: KCNIP2
Product: potassium voltage-gated channel interacting protein 2
Biological process (GO): regulation of potassium ion transmembrane transport
Cellular component (GO): voltage-gated potassium channel complex
Molecular function (GO): potassium channel regulator activity; calcium ion binding
Source: RefSeq, a predicted model, not a curated record
UUCAUUUGGUUUUAUGAUUAGAAUUACUGUGGAUGUUUUAUACUUAUAUCGUGUACCUUACGUCACUACAUAGGAUUAAAAUUAAAUAACGUAACGAGUGUUGCAAAGGAACAGAAAACAAGCUGCUUUAUUGUAGUAAAGACAUAUUUGCACUGCUAUUGUGCACUAGGUAGAAAAUCAGGUGUUCCGACGUCUUUCAGUACCAAUUCAGUAUUCAUCUUCCAGGCAAAAAGGCCUGCUUCCUCAAACUUAAGUUUUAUAACUACUGAUGCUCCAGGUUUACAUUCUUAUUUUACUUAUUCUAACAGGCUAUCUGCUGCAUCUUCCAUACAGGUAUGGUUAUUAUAAUUAUUCUGCAUAUAUUUAAGGUUUACUAUAUCUCAGUUUAUGUUUUUCACAUAUGGCUUUCCUUUGGCUUCAUCAGCCAACCUCGUCAAUGUAACAUCCAAUUCUUGAUAUUGGAACAUCUAAAAAAUUUGGCAAAAAACAAAGUGAAGAUCUACCUACCUACCUACCUAUCCGGUCACUCAUUUUUCCAAUGUUUAAAGGCAUUUUAAAAGAUUUUUUUAAAAUCCAGUCUUUAUUACUUUAUCGGUAAUUCAAAGGUAUGAACGUGUACCUAAUACUCUUUCCUCUUCCUAUGUGAGGUAGGUUGGGCUGAGAGAGAGUGACUGGCCCAAAGUCACCAAGCUGACUCUCAUCAUGCCUAUGGUGGGACUAGAACUCACAAUCUCCCUAUUUCUAGGCCAGCAUCUUCACUUCUACUCCAUUCUUCCUCCUCCUCUUCCUCCUAUUUUUGUGAUUUUUGUAAUGUGUUAGUAACCGGAGAGUAAAACUAUUCAAGAGAUAAUAACCAACUGAAGUCAGCUUUUGUGAUGUGGGGCACCACUGCCUUCUUCCUGCCUUCCAGAUUUGGGGCUCUUGUUUUAAGUUUCUUCUGCCUGCAGAGCUGACGCCAAUGCCAGCCUGGCAGCUUCCCCUGGGCUAUGUUUAUCUGAGUGAUGUGCAUAGUCUGGGUAGAGCCUCCUCCUUUUUCUGAAUCCUGGCACCAGGCCUGGCAUUUUUCUUGACUUUGGUGCAGGCAGAUCCUUCAGCAUACUGAAUCAGGUGUCAGUUAGGCUGGUAAUUAGAAAAUCUUGGGACUGCAGACACUUCAGUACAUCUGUAGCCAUACAAUAACAACAAUUUAUGUUUUUCCUAUCAUGCUGUAAAAAAUUGAAAUAGAAGUAAUUGGCAGGUGAACAAGAAGGAAAUCUUACAAAUGUUUGGCACAUUUUGUGCUUAAAGAAUUGACGAACGCUUUUCUUUUUUUUUUUUUUGGCAAUUUCCUUUAACCAUGCUGCAGAAGUGGCAGCUUUUAAAUUUUUGGUAUUGUGUAUUUUGUAUAUUAAUUUACAGAUAGCAGCUGAAGCAACAUGAAGAAAUAUAUCUCCCUAUUGCCAUUUAUAACAUCUUCCCCCAGUCAGUUAUCUCUUUAACUGUUAAUGAAACAUUUUUGAAGAGGAAACCUUGAAAUCUGCAGUAUUUCCAUAGAGGUCAGUUCUUUAAAAAAGUCUGCUGGGGUUUCCUCUGUGUUUAUCAUUGAUACUUUGACUUUGAUGGAUUUUAUUUUAUUUUAUUUUAACUAGUUUGAAGUAGUAGUAUUGUUGUCUCUCCCCCAGGUGAGAUAGCAAAAAUACUUGAAAUAAUGGAGAAUUUGUCUAAAAGGAUUAUGAAGAACAACAGGAAGAAGGAUUGGGAAGAGGCCACAUGUAAUAAGAUAUUGGUGUCUGGGUAGGCUGGGUAUGAAGGAAUUAUGCAUGAUAAGCAGAGUGCUGAGACUGUUCUGAAAGUUUGCAGGACAUUAAGUUCUUUCCUUUGCCCCAGGAGUUGUACCAGAGCAGUCAAUCUAGGCCCAAGUCUCUUCUCAGUGGAGAGCUGGGAUUUGAUAUACUGAGGUGUCACACAAGGGAGGGACUCUGCAUAACACUCCCUCCCCAAUUAUACUCCACCUCCCUGAGUGUAAGCCAAGAUCCUCUUAACUCUCCCAUCUCCUUAGCAACUGCAUUAAGCAAAUCGAUUUAGUUGGUGUCAUUGGAAUGGGAUGGGAGGGCAGGGCUCCUGCUGCACAUCUCGCUUCCCUUCUGUUCAUAUAAGCUUUCUUUGGUCUGCCACACUCCCUCCCGCCUUUUUUCUUCUUUGUAAGCCAAGCAAAUGUAGCUUAGAGUCCAAGCCUCUGAGCUAAUAAGGGCAAACUCCCUCUCCUUCUUCUCCUCUGUGACUUCUUUAGGCAAAGUCCUUUGGGGAGGGCCAAAGAUGCCCUAGUACAGAUUCUGAUGCAGAGUGAUCUUACACAGCAGGAUUGAAAGCAGAGGCAUAGGAUGCAAGAAUCCACAACCGUGUGGGUAGCCCUGGCUAACUUGGGGUGAGGGAACAGAUUGGGUUGGGCUGGGGGCUGGAUGCCAUGAGUCCUUCUCACCAUGAACCUGGAAGGUCUGGAGAUGAUCGCUGUUUUGGUGGUUCUGGUCCUCUUCAUUAAAGUGCUGGAGCAAUUUGGGCUCUUUGAGCCUGUCUCCUUGGAAGACAGCAUAGAGGAUGAGUUUGAGCUCUCCACGGUUUGUCAUCGGCCUGAGGGUCUGGAACAAUUACAGGAACAAACUAAGUUCAGUCGCAAAGAGCUACAAGUCUUAUACCGAGGCUUCAAGAAUGAAUGCCCUAGUGGGAUUGUUAAUGAAGAGAGCUUCAAGCAGAUCUACUCACAAUUCUUCCCACAGGGAGAUUCUAGUACAUAUGCAACUUUUCUUUUCAACGCAUUUGAUACUGACCAUGAUGGCUCUGUCAGUUUUGAGGAUUUUGUAGCUGGUUUGUCCAUUAUUCUCCGUGGCACUAUAGAUGAUCGGCUCAGUUGGGCUUUCAAUCUCUAUGAUCUGAACAAAGAUGGCUGUAUCACCAAAGAGGAAAUGUUGGAUAUAAUGAAAUCCAUUUAUGACAUGAUGGGCAAGUACACUUAUCCAGCCAUGAGAGAAGAGGCACCCCAGGAACAUGUGGAAAAUUUUUUCCAGAAAAUGGAUCGGAACAGAGAUGGUGUGGUGACUAUUGAUGAAUUCAUUGAAUCCUGUCAGAAGGAUGAAAACAUCAUGAGUUCCAUGAAGCUUUUUGACAAUGUGAUCUAGCUGACCACACCUGGAGCCAAGACCAUCGUAUACACACUAGAGCUUCUUGGUGUAUCCUGAGGCACUCUUCCCUUGGCUGCAUGGACAAAGCAGGCCCAUUUUGUGGAGACAAUACUCAUGUAUUCAAGAUCCAACUGGGGUGGGAUGGGGAAUCCCUAGAAGGGGAAUGAAAUGGAAGUCAUUGUCUGGAUUCAAUAAGGCUAAGCGAGGAGUGUGUCCUAGAAUUUACAAGCUCUUAUUCUUGGAAAUUAACUACAAAAUGAAUUGUUGCCUCCCCACAAAAACUGCACUGACCUAUCACUAUAUAAUGUGCUUUUCCUUAAGACUUCUCAAAAUCACGGCAACCCCACGAUCCUGCAUUAGGGCUUUCAUACCCUCAAAUGGCAAUGUAAGCAUCAAUUUUUUUAAAACUCUUGUAAAUGCACUCUUACCUUCAAAGAAGGGAGUCUAUCUGAUCUGCACCAAGGUUCUCACAGCACAUGGAGUAUUAUUCUAAUGCUUCCAACAAGUGGAGGCAAUAUUUUUCAGAGUUAAGCUAUCUUGCAGUUCUGCUGUUACAUUCAACGGAACUCAGGUUUUCUGGAGAAAACUGCAGAAGAAUGGCAUUUUGCUUUGAAAUUUUUUUUGUUUGCAUCCACACAAAAAACAUGUGGUACUUUGUAUCACUCCAGACUGAAGUGCAAAAGAACCAUUUGCUUUUUUUUUUUUAGAAAUCAGGAGAUAAAAUUACAAAUUAUAAAUUAUGUUCAAUUUGCUAUUCAGAGAAAAAGUACUUAAGCAAAUAAUUGGGUCAAAACUUUUCACUGCUCCCUGUCUUAGUAAAUAACGUGCAAACAAAAGUAGAAACAGAGAAAUCUACUUAAUGGAAAUAUUUAGGUCAGAAUGCAAUCUAAAUCUGUUUCUAUGUGGCCUCACUGGAUGUGUCUCCAGAUGAUGAUGUUAUGAUCUUACUAUUAAUUACUUUCUGCAGCUAGAUACUCAACAGAAGUACCAAGAGCUCCAGCAUCCUUAAAUGAAAAACAAAGAGAUCAGCUAAAAGUUUUGGAUAGCAAUAUGCUUAAUGCCAUGGUAAUAUCUACGUGUGAGGGUUCUGGACUCUUGUGGCAUUAGGGCAGAAUUCAACAUUGUGCCUUGUCUUGGAAUUAUAUGUAUAGGCAGAUUACAAGCAGAAGUAUUGUCGGAUGGAAGGGGCACCAUAUGAGAGAAAUAGGAAAAAUAUAUAUGGGAAAACAGAGGGAGUUUUCCCUGGCUGGCUGUUCUUUUCCUAUGCCAACAAUCUCCUUUUUCUGCAAAGGAACUUUCCCUUAGCAUUUGCAAAAUGCUAUUUCUGUGAUUUUGUUUGCUGGUUUUGUUACUAUAGCAUUACCAUGAUAAACAGCCUAUGGGCCCUUCGGUUGUCAAAGCAUUACAAACAACGAACAACUUCAGAGCAUGCUUGCUCCAAGGAAAUGCCAGAUUUUAUACAGAAUAUAAAAGCAACACAGGAAUGUUGAAUAGGCACAACAGGGAUGCAGUAAAAAGACGGUAAUGGGGAAGUGCUAGGGAAAUCAUUAAUAGAGGAACAAGUGAUAAAAUGUAGGUCAUUUAUAAAACACUUUGAAAAAAAGCAAAGUCUGUUUUAAGGGCUUAAGUAAAAAUAAAAAUAAAUACAAGGGUGCUGAUAAUAGAGCAGCUGUGUAAACUCAGGAGUACAACAUGGAAGCUACAUUAAAAAGGAAGAGAAGCAGUAUGGAGUAAAAAUACAAGGAAAGAGGAGAAACUUAACACUGAAUACAUUGACAAUGGUCAAUUUAAGGGAAAAUGUAAUACGGCAAGAGAUGAGACCUCUUGGGACAUUCUGAAUAGAUCGGAGGAAAGAUGCCCAGCAGGAGGGAAUGAAGUAAUGAAGAUAUUAUACUGAAUUAAAAAAAGAGGCAAUAGGAAAAUAGUUAGGCUUUGUUAUUUAAAUUCAAAAGAAAACAAGCAGCAAACAUGAAAAUUCUAACAGAGGCAAAGCUGAAUCAUAACAGACAAAGAAGAUACAAAGUAUAUAGUUAUCACUAUAUACUACCUUUCCCCAAAAUGAUGCCCACAAAUUGACUGGCUAUUAGAGAUCUGAAAAAAUCUCGCCAGGCUCAAGGUUGACUCAGCCUUCCAUCCUUUCUAAGGUAGGUAAAUUGAGGACCCAGUUGUGGGGGCAAUAAGCUGACUUUGUAUAAAUAUACAAAAAGGAUGAAGGCUAUUACUUAGCACAUUGUAAGCCGCCCUAAGUCUCCGGAGAAGGGCGGCAUAUAAAUCAAAUUAAAAAAAAAAAUAUUUUGGACAAUACUGUUAUAUCUCAAGAAACCCUGCAGAAAUAUUACAACAGUAGCUUUUGAGAACUACCCAUCAAGCAUGGCCAUAUUAUAGAAGUUGCAGUCUUAAUAACUGAAAAGCAUUAGAUUGGGAAGAUGCAAAGGUAAUAUUUAAUAAAUAGAUGGCUAUUUCUUACCUUAACUCCCCUGAAAUAAAUGGUUUGUUCUAAUACACAAAUAUUAAAUUUAAUCCACAUUUCUUUUGUAAUGGCAGACUGCUCCGGUAUUUCCUCUUAAUAACCAGCCCUGAUAACUUCUGAUGUUUCUUUUUCAGUUUCAGAUUUUUACCUCAGCUAUUAAUAAUAAUUAGGGUACCUUGUCACACAAAGUAAGCUCCAAGGAUUUCUACUGUAGGAACUGCAAGAGGAAUAAAUAUUUCAUGAUUCCAAAAGAAGUGCAGGAAAUAUUGAAUUGAGUCUAGAAAUGGCAUAGGCUGGCUCAGGAUUUAUUAGCUAUGCAAACAGAUUGCCAUGUACAUUGUAGCCACAUAUGGCUCUUCCCCUUCUUGAGAUUAUUUUACAUUUUGGUAGUCCUUUACACCAUCAUAUGUAAAUUAUUAAGGAUCACUGGAAUCUAGUUUCGUAGACCAAGUUCAGUAUCACCCAUUAAGAUAUUUUAUUUUAAUUUUCUUCAAAGAAACAUUUUCUUAAUAUUUUGUAAUUUUGUUUGAUAUAAAAAAACUUAUUCUACUUACCAUAUUUUCUUAGUUUCCAUACUUCAUUUCCGCAAUCUCCUUCAAUGCUUCUGUUGGACUAACCUCAGAUGAAAGUCAAUUCAAUGUUCUUUAAUUCUCAAAGGCCUAAAAUAGUAGCAAGGGAGAGAAAAAAAAAUCACUUUAGUUCCCUGACCAUCUCCAAUGGCCACUCAGGUCAGCCAAAAUAAUUGGUAUUGCCUUACUAAUAGCUGCUUAUUAUUCUCCAAUUUUCCUUACAACAGUUGCCUAAAGAGAUAUGUGCUAUAAUUGAUAUAUGAUGUCAUCGGAAUUAGCUGUUUCUGUAUAUUGGCCAUUCAAUUUAACAUGCACAGCAUAUUACUAUUAGGUUUUCCAUACUGAGAGGGACAGAAAUGUCUUGCUGUGAUAUGGAAGCUCAACACAGCAUAGCAUGGAGGAAAGCUACACUUUAUGUUUCAUGAUUAAUAUAGAGAAAUGCCACAUGGUGGCAAGAUAUUUAAACUGGUACUGAUAAAUAUAACUGGAGCAAAGUCAGAGGAGUAGCUUCUGGCAUUUGCAUUAGAGGAGUUCCUCAGCCAAGAUGGAUAGAAAUAUGACUGUGUAUCAUUCUCUUAUACUAUUAUCAAAAUAAUUUAUUUUUAUUUUGCCUAACUAGAAUAUAUUUCUUAUUCAAAAGCAUGUAGGAUUGUCAAUACUUAUAUAGCCCAAUUUGCCAUUCAAACCAUUGCAGUCUUGCCUUUUUAAUCAGCAGAAGAUAUUUUCCCACUCCCAAGUAAAUAGUUAUCAUAUACAGUAAUUGUAAUCGUGAUUCCUUGGAACCAUGAACAACACAAGGAUUUACUCAGAGUACUUUUUUUGUUGCUGGCCUAUAGACAGGAAUAUUGGCAGACAAAAGCACAAUCUGCCUAACAAUUAAAUAUAUGCUAUGAAAGGUUAUGGAGAUUCCACUCCGGCCCUCUUCCUGCAUAGCAAGGAUUCCAGACUGAUUUACUCCUUGGGAAAGACCCCCUUCCCUUCUGCAAGUCUGCACCACAUUCUACCACAACAUCUCAUUUAUAGGAAAGAAGGGAAAUGAAGAAAUGUGCAUUGUGAUGUCAUAAUGUAAAUGUCACACUUUGUGUCAGAUAUUGGAUCUUAAGCAUUGUACAUAAUUGCCACCUAGAGUUGCCAUGUGUGAGAUGGGUGGCUAUAUAAACCUGUUAAAUAAAUAAAUGAAAUAUUUGCAACAUUUAUGUAAUGACACCAUUAUGCACCUAUCAUCAUUUUGGCAUCAUUACAGUUCGUUGCACAUAGAGGUGAACUCAUUCCUCUAUUUUCUCUUAAUUCAGAUGCAAUUUUAGAUCUAUAGGAAAUUAUCCUGUAAACAAAUAAGGAACUCCACAUCAAUUUUCUGAUCACAAUGAACUCUACAGAUCUUUUGCCAUCUGGUUAAAAUAAGGGCUUUAUCCCCAUUUGAGGAAGCAAUUCUUCAUGCAAGGGUAUUUCACAUUUGAAAAUAGUGUCUUAGGCAAUAUAUAAAAUUUCAGUGAAUGCAGAUUGUCUUCCUAAUAUCCAAAAAAAGUAAGUUUUCACAAUUAUGGAUGGUACAAUUUAUGAAUUUACUCACAAUCACUUCUGCAGUGCAUGUUUAUGGGUAAAGUGAGAGUUUCAAUUUGCUUUAGAGAAAUGAACAAAUUAUUUUAUAAAACAGGAUAUCAUGUGCCCUUCUCAUUUGGCAAUACAUUUGCUAUUUUCCUCAUCAUAUUGACCUGAUUUGGUUCAUAAAUUGACUCUGCAAACCUACACAAUUCCUUCUGAAUUUGGUCUUUCCACAUGUUCAAGUCUUAUCAUUGCCAAUCAGCAGUCCAUUAAACUAGACAGGGAUGAUAGGAUUGAUAACUCAAUACAUCUGGAAGGGUUAGUUUGCAAAAGUCUGUUCUUAUCUAUCUUUCAACCUGACAUAUUGGUUCAAUAUGUCUCCAUAUUAUUUAUUGAUAAUUGCAAUUACAGUAUGCUUUUGAGUAGAUAUUAAAUACAUGUGUGGGGCUAUAUUCAGUUCUGGAAGUUGGAGACUGAUGACUCUGUUGACUAUUCCUUACUCACAUACUAGCUGCUUCCUUCUACCUGUCUGUCAUUACAAUCAGUAGUGGGACCAAGCAGCCUAAUUCCACUGCACAAGCUCUGCUAUCAGCUUUGCAUUUUCAUCUGUAUAUUUUGUAUAAUAACAAUCAGAUAUAACAAUAAAAUGCACACCUAAUGGCUAUGCACAAACACCAUA